GUGCGAACAUGGAGCUUUGCCUGAAUGAGUCCUCGUAGCCGUGUGGCUGCCUUCUGACAUGAACAGCAGACGCGCAGCUCUACCCAGGCUGCCCAAGGUGUAAACCCUGGUUCUAAAGCACCAUGUCCUGCAAAGCAAGUCCGGGUGUGAGGGCUUCCACCACGACGGUCAGCUCUGUCGCUGUGCAGGCUGGGGACUCCAAGAUCGUGAUAGCCGUUGUAAAGUGUGGCAAAUGGGUACAACUUCAACUGGCUGAAUCCCAGCCUAAUCUUCUAGAAAUUGGGAGCAGUCAAAAUGAAACCAAAAAGCUGCUUCAUGACCAUGAACUUCUUUUGGCCAAGCUCAAGGCUUUGGAAGAUCGCGUGUGGGAACUCUUACAGGAAGCAGACAAGACCGCUGAAGAAAACAAGUCUCAGAGUCAGGUCUAUGAUGCCAUGGCCCAGACCCUGGGAGAAGCGUGGACAGCCCUGGUCUCCAUGCUUGAAAGAAGGAGGGAGCUCCUUAGGCUGACUUCUGAGUUCUUUGAAAAUGCUUUAGAGUUCGCUAUAAAAAUAGACCAGACUGAAGAUUUCCUCCAGAAUCCUCAUGAGUUUGAGAGCACUGAAGCCUUACAAUCACUUCUUCAGCUUCAUGACCUCCACACCAAAGAACUCUUAGAACGAUCCCUAGCCCUUUUAAAUAAAAGUCGACAACUCACUGACUUCAUAGAGCAAUUCAAGUGUGAAGGACCUAAUGUGAAUUCUGAGUUGACUCAGGGAGCUCAGAGUAGCUGUCUGAAGAUCGACAGCCUCCUUGAACUUCUGCAGGAUCGGAGAAGACAGCUAGACAAGUACUUGCAGCAACAGCGGCAAGAACUGGCUCAGGUUCUGCAGAUAUGUCUGUGGGACCAACAAGAAAACCAGGUUACUUGUUGGUUUCAGAAAGCGAUAAGAGAUUUGCAGGAACAAAGUCUAGGUUCGUCACUUUCAGACAACGAGGAGAUAAUUCGUAGGCACGAGGAAUUGAUAGUCAAAGCAAAGGGAUGGAAUUCCACUGUAGAGAACCUGAAGAACGAGGCGCUGGGGAUUCUCUUGUCAAAAGAUUUUGCAGAGAAAGAACACCUACGGCUCUCUAACCAGAAACUGAAUCGGCUUCAGGAAGAGUUUGGUCAACUCAUGACGGAAAGGAAAAUCUGGUUAACAAUGGCAAACAGUUUUUUUAACAGUGCUAACAAGGCAUUUGAUGUACUUGGAAAAGUUGAAGCUUACCUUAAGCUCCUUAAAUCAGAGGGUUUAAGUUUGCCUGUCUUGGCAGUGAGGCAUGAGGAAUUACACAGCGAAAUUAAAGACUGCACAGCUGAUGCUCUACAAAAGGGACAAACCUUAAUCAGCCAAGUGGACUCCUGCAGCUCUCAGGUGAUAGGUAUUGAGGAGAUGAUGGAAUGCAUUCGGAAACGAGUGGAUCAUCUGACCCAGCAGUGUUCAGCACACAAGGAAUUUGCACUUAAGAAACAGCAAUUAGAAGCAUCAGUGGAGGGGUACCUAAGGAAGGUGGAAAUGUCAAUUCAGGAAAUUAUCCCAGUACUUUCUAAUACAUUGGAUGUCGGUUCCAGCCUUUCUGAAUCCGAGAAGAUUUUAAAUAAAUAUCUGGAGCUAAAUAUCCAAGCUAAGGAGACAGCACAUGCAUUAGAAGCAGCUGCGAAAAUCAUGACAGAGAAAAAUGAACUUGAACCCAAUGAAAUGGCAUCACUUUCUCUUAAAGUGAAAUGGCUAGAGGAAGAAUUAAACACACUAGGCCGAAGCAUCAGGUCCAGAUCACAAGUCCUGCAAACUUACGUGGCAUUUCUACAGUCAUCAGAGGAGAUGGAGAAGCAGCUUCAGAGAAUAAAAGAAUUUUAUCAGGCUGAAAUCCCUCAGGAAGAGGAGGAUGAGGCUGAAGUCAAGCAUCGGUCUGACUCCGCUGAGAAGCAAUGGCAGCUAUUUUUAAAGAAGAGUUUUUUAACCCAAGACUUAGGACUUGAGUUCCUUAACUUAAUGAAUAAGGCAAAAGAGAAUGAGAUAUUGAACGUGAAGAAUGAAAUGCACAUUAUGAAGAAUGUUAUAGAGAAUCAGAUGGCUAGAAGGGAAGAACUCAGUUGCCUUCGGAUGGCGUGGCACCUUAAAGCCACGGAAGGCACACCUGUGAGAGCUCAGUGGGGAGCAUUCAAAGAGAAACUUAAAAAGACUACUCACAACUUAAAACUUCUUCAGGAAAUACUUAUGCCUGUCUCUGCACUUGACCUUGGAGGGAGCCUCCAGACCACUUCAGAUCUUCGAAGAAAGUGGAUUGAAAUGAAGCCUCAGCUCCAGAAUCUGCAUGAUGACGUUCAAUAUAUCAUGAAGGAAUGGGAAGAGCUGAAUGGUAAGGGAGAGCCUGUGAAGGAGAAGUCUCAACAACUGAAGGACCUUAUCUAUCUCCAUCAGAAGCAGACAGAGCAAAUCCAGGAUUAUGAGGAAAUCCUGUACAAGACCAUCCAGUUCCACCAAGUCAGAGAAGAACUGAUGCAUCUCAUCAAAUCAAGAGAAGUGGAGUUUCUAGAGCAGCCCAAGGAACUGGGAGAUACGCAGGAGGUCCAGAUGUACCUUGGUCGUUCUCAGGAAAAGCAGGCACAUGUGGAGCAUCUCCAUCACCUGGCCCUUUCCAUAGGAGUAGACAUCAUUUCAUCAGUGCAGCGACCUAAUUGCUCUAAUAUUUCUGCAAAGAACCUGCAGCAGCAGCUAGAGGUCCUUGAGGUGGACAGCAGGGACUGGCGUGCCAAGGCCACAGAAUAUGAACAGGCCCUGUCCCACAGCUUGGACUGCUGUACCACAAGAGACGAGAUCCAUGAGCUUAAAGAGUCAUUCAAAGAUAUCAAAAAGAAAUUCAACAAUUUGAAGUUUAAUUACUCCAAGAAAAAUGAAAAAUCUCGAAAUCUGAAGUCUCUUCAAUAUCAAAUCCAACAAGUUGAUAUAUAUGCCGAAAAAAUGCAGGCUUUGAGGAAGAAAGUGGAUAAAGUUAAUACUAAAACUUCUGAUUUAUUCUUAAAUUACCCAAGUAAUAAAGUUGAUGUCCUAUUGGAAGCCAUGAGGGAUUUGCAGAAACAUAUGGAUGACUUUGACAGAGUUGUUACAGAUUACAAGAUGAAUUUGGACCUGACUGAACACCUCCAGGAAUUAAUAGAAGAGUGCAACUUUUGGUAUGAAGAUGCAAGUGCUACAGUUGUAAGAGUUGGGAAGUACUCCAUGGAGUGCCAAACAAAGGAAGCUGUGGACAUUCUCCACAAGCAGUUCAAUAAGUUUAUUGCUCCCUUGGUGCCUCAGCAAGAAGAAAGGAUUCAGGAGGUCACUGACCUUGCGCAGCGCUUAUACGGUUUGGAGGAAGGACAGAAAUAUUCUGAGAAGAUUGUCAGAAGACACAAAGAGAUUCUUGAAUCUGUUACUGAAUUAUGCGGGUCCCUCAUAGAGCUUAAAGAAAAACUGAAGUUGUUUGUACAGCAGGGAGAGGUUCUAAAGAUGAGUCCAAAUUUGGAAGACUUUCAGCACAAAUGCAUUGACCCACUAAAAGAACCAGCAAAAAACAAGCAAACAAUAUUCAAAGAAGAAAGGAAUAAGGGGCAGCUGCAGGGAGCAGAUAUCUUGGCUAUCAAUGAAACAGGGGAAGAUGAGCUUGCACCAGACCUGGGGCAGUCCUCUGCAAACACGGGAAGUGCCCAGGGGCUGAUCCUACCCGAAGACAUGUUGUCUGGAGAAGAAUCUGAGUGUAUCUCACCUGAUGACAUCUCCUUGCCUCCACUUCCGGCAAGCCCCGAGUCGCCCCUGGCACCAUCAGACAUGGAGGUGGAAGAGUCUGCCAGCUCCUCAGGUCUCACUCUUCACAUCAGCAGCUGCAGGAUGCCAACAGGAACUGGAGGUCCAGGGCAGGCCCAGGAGUCUCUUCUCCCACCACCUGUUCCUUUUGGUGAUGUGUGCAGUGAUAAGAAAGACACAUUUACAAGUCAUUUGGAGAGACCCUACCCCCAAUUCAAAGCCGAAUCCUCAUUAGCCUCCAGAGGAUUAGUGGAAAUGAGUACUGAGUUACACAUCAGCGUUAAGCGUCCAGAGAGCAUGCCCAGUGAGAUGUACGACAGAGCUUUACAGCUUCACUCCCAGGCUCAGGAAAGCUUGCUAAUCACUCGAGAGAAAGUGCAUGCUGAUUCUAACGUCACUAAACCCCAACACAGACUGCAUGCUUCCCCUGAUGCAUGCCCUGGCCUUGGCUCUCCAUCAGACAACAGCCAGGGCCAUCAGAGGCAAAUGGGUCCCCGAGGAGAGACGAAAAACACAUCUGCAGAGAACCGCAUGGUCAGCCUGGCUGGCCAGGCACCUCAUUUCUCCAGGCUGCUGUCCAAUGUAACUGUCAUGGAAGGUUCUCCAGUGACUUUGGAAGUCGAAGUAACAGGAUUUCCAGAGCCUACACUGACAUGGUUCAAGGAGGGCCAGAAAUUGUCUGCAGAUGAACACUUACAGGUUUUACACAAGGAGACAAAACAUUCAGUUUUCAUUCCGAAGGUGUGUGAGGCAGACGCUGGCCUCUAUGUGGCUCAGGCCCAAAACCCAAGUGGCAUCCUGUAUUCCAAUGCCAACCUCCAAGUGACAGGUAACCGUGGGCCACCAAUCACACGAAUAAACUGGAUUGUACUGUGUGUUGUCUAUGUCAGCGUGUCCCUAAUGUACUGGCUACUCGCACAGUAACUGUGCUGUUGGCACCAGUGGACGUUGUUAUGCACCUAAAAGAUAACACAGUUUGUUUAUUUUCGGACACAUCACACACAGCGUCCCUCACCAAUUUAUUUCCACGCUGGCCAUCUUGUUUGUUUGACUAAUACUACUGUUGGGUGAAAUAAUUGAAUUUGCUUUAGAGUUAAAUGCAUUUGAGGAGCUUGGCAAAUUGUGUGCAAUGGGUAAGGAUAUAUUCUUGUAUUCUAGGAAGAGCUAUGUUCUGUAUAAUAUGACACAAAACGAUAUCAUGUUUAUUCCCUCUUAGUCUAAGCACAUGUGACUGCUCAUAUCAGCAUAGACAUGCAAGUUAAUUUUAAAAUCCAAAUGUUUGACAUUGUGUUCAUAAACAUCUCUUUGUGGGGCUUAAGAGUAGAAAUUUCAAAGAAGUUGUGUUUUUUAAAAUAUUGUAUUAGUCACCUUUAAUUGUGUUUUUCAUAUAUUGAUCUCAUUUACUGAAAUACAUUCUAUGUUGUGUCAAUAUACACUACAUUCCUGAGUCUGAGAAUGUCAGUGUAAGUAAUCAUUCCUCAUGCUGAUUUCAUGGACUUCGUGCUGGAGAAUAGAAGUGUCCACUUUACUUUCAGCCUUCCAUUAUCUCUCUAUGUCACACAAGAUGGAACACAGACUGCAGGAGUGGACUGAUGUUCUCUCUGUCCUUGCAUUGCUGUGCUUUACGAGACCGUGAACAUGACUGCAAUCAGAGUCUCCUGCUUCUAGUGUCAAUGCUGCUGCUGCUGAAUACUUACAUAGCUGAUGGCAAAGCAUCUCAGUGCCUCACUUUCCCACCUGGAAAAUGGGCCCAUCUACCUCUUAGCAAUUGGGAGUUUUCACUUCAUGUUCUGUGAUGAUCUGGAAAAUAGGAAGAGCUCUGUGAAGACCCAAUAUGUUGCUUGGUGUAAUUUGCCAUCAUUCUGCUCUGUUGCCUAUUAUUUUUCUUUCAAAUGCUGUUCUUUUAGAAUAUUAAAUUAAGAGUGCUAUUAAUAUGUAA
Messenger RNA from Nannospalax galili (Upper Galilee mountains blind mole rat), 5742 nucleotides. RefSeq names its product coiled-coil domain containing 141 (gene Ccdc141). Gene Ontology annotation, molecular function: protein binding. Bases 123 to 4727 code for a protein of 1534 amino acids. The record is from RefSeq and is a predicted model, not a curated record. The transcript is spliced from 24 exons. NCBI's taxonomy places the organism in Eukaryota, Metazoa, Chordata, Mammalia, Rodentia, Spalacidae.